AUGAGAAUUGUAUGUAUUGGUUGUGCUCCAACAACAUUAGGCUUUGCCUAUCGUUUAAAUGAAAUCAUUAAAGAAGGAAUUGAAGAUGUUGACGAUAUUGAAUUAAUUGUUUUGGAGAAGGAAAUGAAACCUGGGGGGCUUUCUGGGACGACAUAA
This is a messenger RNA of Meloidogyne enterolobii, 156 nucleotides long. NCBI's taxonomy places the organism in Eukaryota, Metazoa, Nematoda, Chromadorea, Rhabditida, Meloidogynidae. The record is from the annotation of a GenBank genome assembly.